CCAUUACCAUCCAAUGUAAAAAAGACAAAGCAGAAACAAGCGGCUGCCGUAGCCGCCAAGUUGAGACCGCAUGGCUCCGUAGUCUUUAUAGACUGUUCGAUCACUGCAGCUAAGAUCAGGCAAAGAUCACUAGACCAGUUCCUGCACGAGCCCAAUCAAGCUCGAGGCUAAUGGAGACCCCACCUCCCCCUCCUCCUCCUCCGCAGCAGCACUUCCUGUUCGUGACCAGCCCGAUGCAGGGCCACAUCAACCCGGCGCGCCGCCUGGCCGCCCGCGUCAUGGCGGCCAAUCCGGACGCGCGCGUCACCUUCUCCACCGCCGUCUCCGGGCACCGCCGCAUGUUCCCCUCCCUGGCGCGCCCCGACGACGAGGCCGUGGACGCCGCGGGCGUGCUGCACGUCCCCUUCUCCGACGGCUUCGACGACGGGUUCAGCUCCGCGACGCACGGGGCGGGCACCUACAGGGCUCGCGCCAGCGCGGCCGGGUGCGAGACGCUGUCCGCCGUCGUGUCGCGCCUCGCCGCGCGGGGGUGGCCCGUGACGCGCGUGGUGUACACGUUCCUCGUGCCGUGGGUGCCCGACAUCGCGCGCGCGCACGGCGUCCCCGCGGCGCUCUUCUGGAUCCAGCCGGCCGCCGUGUUCGCCGUCUACUACCACUACUUCCACGGCCACGACGCGGCCCUCGCCGCGUGCGCGAACGGCGCGGACCCCGGCGCCGCCGCCUGCCUGCCGGGGCUGCCGCCGCUCAAGCCCGACGCGCUCCCGUCGGCCGUGUCCAUCACCUCGCCGGAGCACAGGCACUACCUGUUGCUCGACCUGUUGCGCGAUCUCUUCCUGUCCCUCGACGAGCACAAGCCCAUGGUGCUCGUCAACACGUUCGACGCCCUGGAGCCCGACGCGCUCCGGGCGAUGCCUCAGUUCGAGGUCGCCGCCGUCGGUCCCGUGCUCCCUGACGAUGCGUCCUUCCCGUCAAGCGCGGACCUGUUGCAUCGCCAGGACGCGAAGGUCCCGUGCAUGGAGUGGCUGGACACGAAGCCGGCGCGGUCCGUGGUGUACGUGUCGUUCGGUAGCGUCCUCUCGAUGAGCAAGCGGCAGGAGGAGGAGAUGCGGCGGGGCCUGGAGGCCACCGGCCGGCCGUACCUGUGGGUGGCGCGCACGGCCGCCGACGGUGGCGCGAGCCCGGACCCGGACCCAGACAGCAGCAGCGCCGGCGCCGGCGGCUUGCGGGGGCUGGUGGUGGAGUGGUGCGACCAGGUGCGCGUGCUGUCGCACCCGGCGGUGGGCUGCUUCGUGACGCACUGCGGGUGGAACUCGGCGCUGGAGAGCGUGACCCGCGGCGUGCCGAUGGUGGCCGUGCCGCAGUGGACGGACCAGCCCACGGUGGCGUGGCUGGUGGAGGCGCGCAUGGGCGCCGGGGCGCGCGCGCGCGUGGACGGCGAGGGCUUGGUCGAGCGAGGCGAGCUGCGGUGGUGCGUGGAGGCGGUCAUGGGCGGCGGCGAGGCCAUCCGGGCGCGGUGUGAUCGGUGGAGGGAGCUGGCGCGCGAGGCCGUGGCCACCGGCGGGACAUCGGAGAGGAAUCUGCGUGCGUUCGCGUCGGCUGCGGCUGUGGUGAUGAGCCCGCCGGCGACGUCGCGGCAUCGUGAUUGCUGUGACAAUUGUGCAUCUCAGCAUGUCAUCUGAUGUGCGAUGACACUUCCAUUGUUGGUGAAGAAGGGAUUAACUUUUGAAUUUAAAUGUGUGGGUGGUCCAUCAAUCUGUGUUUCCUGAAAUUCAGAAAAGCAUUUUGUCAGU
Messenger RNA from Panicum hallii, 1790 nucleotides. Its product is annotated as cyanidin 3-O-rutinoside 5-O-glucosyltransferase-like. The transcript has a single exon. NCBI's taxonomy places the organism in Eukaryota, Viridiplantae, Streptophyta, Magnoliopsida, Poales, Poaceae. The record is from RefSeq and is a predicted model, not a curated record. Bases 171 to 1679 code for a protein of 502 amino acids. Gene Ontology annotation, molecular function: UDP-glycosyltransferase activity.